UCGCGGUUUCAGGAAUCGCAUCCACCUGGAGGAUUCACUAGCGUUGUUUGUGGUGGCCCCCGACUGACGAUGUGUUGGUUCGAGUGAGACUAGUGUCAGUGAUGUGAUUGUGGAAAUGCAGGAGAUGGUGUGGACGUGUUCCAGUUCCCAGCAGGUGAAGUUCUGUUUUGGACGGCGAGGAGGGAUUUUUGGAGAGGAGAUGGAUACUGUAUGUUUACUGCGAAUGGAGCUCUGAGCGUUGGGUGGGUCUAAAGUGGGAUACUUAGAUUCUUCGCGCCAGCAGAAAUGUUUUAAACGCUCUCGCGGAACUAGUAAAUGACGAUGACAGCUCCCACUGCUCAAGGGAAAAGCGAGACCAUGUUUCUUUCUAACUUUAACCUCGCCACUGUAGGAGUGCCCGUUUCUGCUGGAGCAUAUUGGUGUUUCAUUCUAUUUCAGACGUUGUUGGUGUGGUUGGGGCCAGUGGCAGUAAACGAUCCUCGUGUAUGUAUCCAUGACAGGGGUUUGGAGCCUUGGGAUUGUUCUAUAGAUCGAUGAUUCGAACAUGGUGGUCGAUCCCACUUGAAAGUUGGCGGAUAAAUUUUGACGUGAAGCUGCGCGCCUGAACCACGGGAAAAGUGAUUUUGGGUGAUGCUUGCUAGAAUUGUGGGGAAUCUUUGAAUUGCUUGAAAAUUUUGACGUGAAGCUGCGAGCCUGAACCACGGGAAAAGUGAUUGUGGUGAUGCUUGCUAGAAUUAUGGGGAAUCUUAGAAUUGCUUGAAAAUUUUGACGUGAAGCUGCGAGCCUGAACCACGGGAAGAGUGAUUGUGGUGAUGCUUGCUAGAAUUAUGGGGAAUCUUAGAAUUGCUUGAGAGAUGUCUGCAUUCCCUGGUGCGAGGAAACUGUGUAUUUGUUUUCAUGCAUGUAGACUAGGAGGGAGGGAAGGUUCGUAUCACUAGUCGACGGUUGAACAGUUUGUCUCCGCCUACCACUUGGAAAGAAAUUUUGAGAAUUAGGCCGCCGAAGACUGUACCUGUCGAAUCUGGAGGAGACGAUUUGAAGGAUUUUGAUAACAUGGGAAUUGGAGAUUGAGGGACUCGUGGCGGCGAUUGAUGGCUGGUCUAGAAGUUUUCAUUUUGAGUUUGCAAGCUACUCUACUCAGGAGCUGUUAAGAUUGUGUAGGCUAGAUGGCCUCAUAUGGGAUUCUAUUGAGUUUGCUCUACCUCUACCAACUCUGCACGAGCUUAGUUGCGGCUCAGACUGUGGACAACCAUUACGCCGAUAACGAUCUAUACGCGUUGGGGCAACUUUGGGCGGAAUGGAGCCAGAGCACUCCAGACGGGCAGCACAACCUGGCGGGAUGGAAUGGGGCUGUCAAGACGUAUCCUCCGUGCGCCCAGACCAGUCCAUGGCGAGGCGUCUUCUGUAACGCAAAGCCCAAGUCAGAGUGGGGUAGAGAUGUCUGGGACUUUGAGAUUGUGGGCUUGACGUUGAGAGACGCCUCGAUUGUUGGCAAAUUACCACCGGCUAUUGGAAACCUUACCAAUUUAGUUACUUUAAUCCUCACUGACAAUCCAGAACUAACAGGUCCUCUACCUGAAGAGCUCGGCUACUUGUUGAGUUUGUUCGACAUAGAUUUACAUGGCAAUGGUUUCACGGGACCUAUUCCCAAAUUCUUCUACCAAUCAUUUGGGUUUCUUCAAUCCCUAGACUUGAGUGGCAAUCAGCUCACUGGACAGCUUCCAGAGAACAACAGCAUCUCAUAUCGCACUUUACAAACAAUGAAUAUGUCUUAUAACUUAUUCUCAGGGGAGAUACCACCCGAUUUGCUGAUAUACCUUGGCAAUUUAGUGUCAGCGGAUUUUUCUUCCAAUAGAUUCACUGGUGGCCUUCCAUUGUUGGUGUAUCCGAACAAAACUAAGAUUUUAGACCUGGACUUUUCAAACAACCUCAUCAAUGGUUCGCUUCCCACAAUGUCAGGACACCGAACAAUUCGCUUUUUCAACGCCAGUGAAAACCUACUCUCAGGAGAACUUGAUUCAGCAUUGCUAUCCAACAUCUCCACGUUAACCACGUUGGACCUUUCAAGAAAUCAAUUUACAGGCACCAUUCCUGAUUUGAGCACGUUGGAAAAACUGGAGUACUUAGAUUUGAGCUACAACAAUUUCACGCCUGAACCUUUUCCCACUUGGGCUAACAACUUCAGGAGCUUGCGCAAGUUAAUGUUGAAGGGAGUCUCAUUCACGGGUUCUGUUCCUUCAUCCAUCGUUGCCGGUUUCGAGAACUUGCAAACAUUAGGUCUAGAUGACAACAACAUGACAGGGACGCUUGACAUCAACCGCCUUCUUGCUGUGCCCAAUCGGAGCCGGAGUCUGAAAUUAAUUAGCCUCACAAAUAACAAGAUUUCGAAUGUUGCAUACUCUGAUUACGUCUACAACCUCAACAUCAAAUUCAAUCUAUCAGGCAAUCCGUAUUGUGACCUCGCCGGCAAAUCAGAUAAUGAUUUAAGACGUUGUGUUUGCCACCAACAAUGCUUCUACACCGAGGAGGUCGAGAAUAGCAAGAAGAUUAUCAUCACUGUGAUAGCUGUGACCCUACCCACAUCGUUAUUAUUCUGUUACAUCGCAUACGGUAUUUUUUUCUGCAAGAGCAGGAGAGAAAGAAGAAAGCUCAUAUGCGAAGCUAAUCAAAAAUUCGCAGAAUAUGAAGUUAAGCCAACAAUUUACACGUACAGUGAAGUUCGGACGAUCACUAAUGAUUUUCACCCAGACGUGAAGCUUGGACAGGGACACUAUGGUGCGGUUUACAAGGGCACAUUUCCCAAUGGGACCCAAGUUGCUGUAAAGCAACUGUUUACGAAAUCCCAGCAAAGCCUAGAUGUCUUUCUGAAUGAGAUUGUUCUAGUUGCAGCUGUCAAGCACCGCAACCUUGUGAAACUAAAAGGAUGCUGCAUACGUAAGGACCAGCGCCUGCUGGUCCACGAUUAUGUCGAACUCGGUGACUUGGAGCAAGUGCUAUUUGAACAUAAGCGGAACAUCAACCUGAGCUGGCCUAUUCGUCGAAAUAUAUGCCUUGGAGUUGCUCACGGCAUCCACUACUUACAUUCACUAGCGCAGCCAAGAAUCAUCCACCGUGACAUAAAAGCAAGUAAUAUUUUAUUAGACAAGAAUCUGGAGCCCAAAAUUGCAGACUUCGGCUUAGCUCUGCUGUUUCCAGACGAUCAGAGCCACGUUAUGACUAUCCAUAUUGCCGGCACCAGAGGCUACCUAGCUCCGGAAUAUGCAACACUGGGACAAUUAAGCGAGAAAGUUGAUGUGUACAGCUUCGGUGUCCUGCUUUUUGAGAUCAUAAGUGGAAGACGAAACAUAGACAUGAAGCUGCCGGAGGAGAAAGUCUAUCUUCUCGAAUGGGCAUGGAAGUUGCUCGACGAAAACAACGUUACGGAACUCUUAGACCCCACCCUCAAUCUCCAAAUAGACGAAGAGAUGGAGUUGCAGAGAUUCCUCAACAUAGCUUUCCUGUGCGUGCACUCAUCAGCGGAUCGGCGACCAAACAUGUCCCGCGUCGUCGCCAUGCUACAAGGUGACAUGGAUUUGGAGAUUUUGGAGCUGACUCGUUUGCGUGACGAGAGUCGCUUGAACAACCGGUUCGAUGCUCUGGUCCCUUACUCUAGCUCUAGUUGUGAUCUUGCUUCUGGCAACAGCUACCGAAACUCCGCGGUCUUUGUAAGUUCCACGCCAUCAGGCUCCAGAGACGGCUUACUUUCGACUGCGAGCAGAACCAUUCAGAUGUCUGACACAGAGUGGAUCAGAUAACUUGGUGGGGGAAGUUGGAACCAGGUCUGUGCAGCUCCACCGACUCUGUGAGCUCACGUUGCAAAUUUUUGUGGAUUUUGAUAGAAUUAGUGAGGCAGUUGUGUAGAAUCAAACUUAAUUGAGAGCCACCCACGUGCAUACUUGUGUCAACUUUGUAAAGCUGUGCUGAUCCCAUGUGCGAGUCCCUUGUGAGAAUAGUAGGUAUUAGAAAAGUGUGCACGGACGGGUUCUUGCGUUUUUGCGGAGACUAGAGUAGUCUGAGCACCAAUUUUAUCUUCUCUUUUUUUCGUUCUUGUUCUGAAGCUAAAUUCUUGAAUUCAACACAAUGACAUCGAUUUGAACAUAGGUCUUUCAUAAAUUUUUACAUUUUACCAGGCCAAUGAAGGAGAACGCUUGUGGUCUGACGUUCUAUCAUUCGGCUGUGACCACAUUAUUAGUGGACUAUGAACAAUGGCUGAACUUUCAGGCAGUGUGGCCUGCUUUUGGAAAAGUAUUGACUACUCUUGGAGACCACACUUAGAAUACUCAAUUUGCGUAAUAGUCAACCCAACAGCAAAAAAGAAAGUAGAUCAUCUCCCUGCAAAUAUGUUGACAAAAAGAUACUAACAAUUGAAGGUUAACUGAUUCAACAGA
Messenger RNA from Physcomitrium patens, 4427 nucleotides. The record is from RefSeq and is a predicted model, not a curated record. Lineage: Eukaryota; Viridiplantae; Streptophyta; Bryopsida; Funariales; Funariaceae.